Aegilops tauschii subsp. strangulata is the source of this 746-nucleotide messenger RNA. RefSeq lists its product as uncharacterized. NCBI's taxonomy places the organism in Eukaryota, Viridiplantae, Streptophyta, Magnoliopsida, Poales, Poaceae. The record is from RefSeq and is a predicted model, not a curated record.
UCUGGAAGCAUUCAGGAGUCGGUCAUUUCCCCGUUGGUCGCUCCUACGCCGCGGCGCCGACUUCGAUCCUCCGGCCACUCCGAUGGCUUCCCCGCUGCUCCGCUCCUCCGCCGCCAUCCUCCGCCGAUCGAACCCGCGGGCGUGGACCUUCCCCCGGCGCCCCGGCCAGUCCUCCGUCGAGGGCCCCCGCUUCCUCAGUUCUGGGGCUGGGGGGGGGGGGGGGGGGGGGGGGGGGGGGGUCGUCGAACCCAAGGCGUGCUGCGUGGCCCACAUGCGCACGGAGGCGGCCCUGGAGAAGCUUAAUGAGAACUUGUGUGUGAUGGAGAAGGAUAUUGGUACUCUGCUAGAACAUGAGAGACGCUUAGAGCGUAGCGAGCAGUUCCACAAGAGAUUGUCCUACGUCCUCAUUCCAGGUGCCGCCGCGUUCUUUGUCUUCUGCCCGGACAAGAAGAGGGAGCCCUCGACGGAGGGGCAAUUGGGCAUCUAGCUUCAUCCGUGAAAACAUAGGGCCUUCUUCAUGUGAUCAGUGGUAACAGAAGGUUCUUGAACUGUGUGGUUGGUUGAGUUGCGGAGUUUGGUUGGUUGGGUUUUCUGAUCACUCAGUUUGGAGGCGGACGUGAAACGAUCAUCUGGCAAAAUUAGGAACAAAGUCUUAUGUUGCUUCCAAGGUGUUGGUUUGAAUGGAAGUCGAAACAGCCAUCCAAUGUGGUUUUCUCGUUGUGUUGAGCAAAGUCGUUUGUCUGGAA